AAGCAAGAAAUGUAUAGAUCUCAAAAAGGAGCAUAACUUCAAAGGCAUAAUUGCAGGAACGCGAAAAACGACACCAGGAUUUCGUCUUGUUGAGAAAUAUGGGAUGCUUGUCGGAGGAGCCGAUACUCAUCGUAUGAAUCUCUCUUCCAUGGUAAUACUAAAAGACAAUCAUAUCUGGAGCCAAGGGUCAAUAACAAAGGCAAUCGAACAUGCUAGAAAUGUUUGUGGAUUUUCACUAAGAAUAGACGUUGAAUGUCGGACCGAAGCAGAAGCCGAUGAAGCCAUUCAAGCAGGAGCAAAUGUGAUUAUGCUUGAUAAUUUUGAAAGCAAAGAUUUGAAAUCUUGUGCAAAAUCUUUAAAACAAAAAUGGACGGAUAAACAAUUUUUACUCGAAUCUAGUGGUGGAAUUACAGAUGAAAAUAUUACCGAAUAUUUUUGUCCUG
Messenger RNA from Racocetra persica, 443 nucleotides. The record is from the annotation of a GenBank genome assembly. Lineage: Eukaryota; Fungi; Glomeromycota; Glomeromycetes; Diversisporales; Gigasporaceae.